Messenger RNA from Dacryopinax primogenitus, 1188 nucleotides. RefSeq lists its product as uncharacterized. Gene Ontology annotation, cellular component: nucleus; Smc5-Smc6 complex. The record is from RefSeq and is a predicted model, not a curated record. Gene Ontology annotation, biological process: double-strand break repair via homologous recombination; protein sumoylation. Gene Ontology annotation, molecular function: SUMO ligase activity; zinc ion binding. The coding region runs from base 1 to 1188 and encodes 395 amino acids. NCBI's taxonomy places the organism in Eukaryota, Fungi, Basidiomycota, Dacrymycetes, Dacrymycetales, Dacrymycetaceae. The transcript has 5 exons.
AUGCCUCCCCGUCGUAGCCUCCGUUCUUCUCAAGCAACCCGCCCUCCCAACUCCGAACCCUCCCCCGAGCCUGAGCCCGAAGUCCAGCCUAGGGGAACCCAGCGGCGUACCCGUACCAGCACGGGCGAGGGGACCCAGCGCCCCCGGACACGGACACGAACAGGAUCUGGCGAGGGAGCUACGCAACAACGGGGGGAGGGGAAUACCGCUCAUGAUGUUCCUGGGGGGACGCAGAGGGUGAGGACGCACUCGGGGGAGGAGGGGACACGCCGUUCCCAAGCUAGGAAGGCGCGUCCCCCAGCGCCGGAAGCCGAUUCAGACGAAAACGACCACCUCGAAGGCGAGGGCGCAGGGGAAGGGGCUGCGCCAUCUGCGUUCUUCUCCCUCCAGACGUUUAGGAACCAGCCUGUGGACUCGGGGAGCGAUAGGAUGUUGCGCGCUUUCCUUACGAAUUGGAGUAUGCCGGCUGGGCAUGCGGAGGAGAGGGGGGUGGGGCUGUUGGCUGAUACUGCUCGGGCUGUUGGGGAGGCGGGGGGGGAUGAGGAGUUGGAUAGAGAACUGGAAUCGGCUAUCAGGAAGAUGAUCGACGUCCAGCAACGUAUCCGUGCGCAUACAGCAACUCUAGACGGGCUAAGACAGCGGAUAGCCCAAGGGGAGAAACUCGCUGACCUGACGGAGUUGUACACUCAAGGAGCGCAGGAGAAGUGGGAGGUUUGGGAGGGGAAGACUGCUAGACAGAGGUAUGGGAAGGACGAGGGGUAUUUCCAGUUCCGCGAUGGGGUUUGGCAAGGACAGAACGGGGACGAUAAUGCCAUGGCGCCGGAUUUCAUUACCAAGGAGCUUGAGCGUGAGGACGGCGACCUUGCGGACGAAGACGAGGACAUCUUCGUCGGGGGGAACACCCAGCAACUCAAGUGUCCCCUAACGCUGCGGUACCUCACCUCCUGCCUCACUUCUACCAAAUGCAAGCACUCUUAUUCCCGGGAAGCGAUCCUCCAGUAUCUCCCUCCCCAGGGGGGAAAACAGUGCCCGGCUACGGGGUGUGACGUCCUGGUGAGCAGGGCGGAGCUGGUAGAGGAUAAGGACAAGGAGAGGAGGGCGAGGCGCGCGGAGGAGAAGGAGAGGGAGGGACAUUUGGGCUUGGACGAGGAACCGGUUGAGGAGAUGGACGAUAGUGUGGUCUUGUAG